This is a messenger RNA of Dama dama (fallow deer), 8600 nucleotides long. It is a transcript of the gene SNTB2, whose product is annotated as syntrophin beta 2. Bases 16 to 1626 code for a protein of 536 amino acids. NCBI's taxonomy places the organism in Eukaryota, Metazoa, Chordata, Mammalia, Artiodactyla, Cervidae. Gene Ontology annotation, cellular component: synapse; dystrophin-associated glycoprotein complex; intracellular anatomical structure. The record is from RefSeq and is a predicted model, not a curated record. The transcript is spliced from 7 exons. Gene Ontology annotation, molecular function: protein binding; structural molecule activity.
GGCUGCCUGACUGGAAUGAGGGUAGCUGCGGCGACUGCGGCGGCGGGAGCGGGGCCGGCCAUGGCGGUGUGGACGCGGGCCACCAAAGCGGGGUUGGUGGAGCUGCUCCUGAGGGAGCGCUGGGUUCGAGUGGUGGCCGAGCUGAGCGGGGAGAGCCUGAGCCUGACGGGCGACGCCGCGGUGGCUGAGUUCGGGCCCGCGGCGGCCGCCUUCAACGGCCUCCCGAACGGCGGCGGCGCCGGCGACUCGCUGCCCGGGAGCCCGAGCCGCGGCCUGGGCCCCCCGAGUCCACCCGCGCCUCCGGGGAGCCCGGCGGGCGAGGCGGGCGCAUCACCGCCGGUGCGCCGGGUCCGUGUGGUGAAGCAGGAGGCGGGCGGCCUGGGCAUCAGCAUCAAGGGCGGCCGCGAGAACCGGAUGCCGAUCCUCAUCUCCAAGAUCUUCCCGGGACUGGCGGCCGACCAGAGCCGGGCGCUGCGGCUGGGCGACGCCAUCCUGUCGGUGAACGGCACCGACCUGCGCCAGGCCACCCACGACCAGGCCGUGCAGGCGCUGAAGCGCGCGGGCAAGGAGGUGCUGCUGGAGGUUAAAUUCAUACGAGAAGUAACACCAUAUAUCAAGAAGCCAUCGUUGGUGUCAGAUCUGCCCUGGGAAAGUGCCGCUCCCCAGUCACCCAGCUUUAGUGGCAGUGAGGACUCGGGUUCUCCAAAACACCAGAACAGCACCAAGGACAGGAAGGUCAUCCCGCUCAAAAUGUGCUUUGCUGCUAGAAACCUAAGCAUGCCGGACCUGGAGAACAGAUUGAUAGAGCUCCAUUCUCCUGAUAGCAGGAACACGUUGAUCCUCCGUUGCAAGGAUACAGCCACAGCACACUCCUGGUUCGUAGCUAUCCACACCAACAUAAUGGCUCUCCUCCCACAGGUGUUGGCUGAACUCAAUGCCAUGCUGGGUGCCACCAGCACAGCGGGAGGCGGCAAGGAGGUUAAGCACAUUGCCUGGCUGGCAGAACAGGCAAAGCUAGAUGGUGGAAGGCAGCAGUGGAGACCUGUCCUCAUGGCCGUGACUGAGAAGGACCUGCUGCUUUAUGACUGUAUGCCAUGGACCAGGGAUGCCUGGGCAUCACCAUGUCAUAGCUACCCUCUUGUUGCCACAAGGCUGGUUCAUUCUGGCUCUGGGUGUCGCUCACCCUCCCUUGGAUCUGACCUGACGUUCGCCACCAGGACAGGCUCUCGGCAGGGCAUCGAGAUGCAUCUCUUCAGGGUGGAGACACAUCGGGAUCUGUCCACCUGGACCCGGAUGCUUGUUCAGGGCUGCCAUGCAGCUGCUGAGUUGAUCAAGGAAGUCUCUCUAGGCUGCACAUUAAAUGGCCAAGAGGUGAGACUUACCGUCCACUAUGAAAGUGGGUUCACUAUCUCCAGGGAAAAUGGAGGUUCCAGUAGCGUCUUGUACCGCUACCCCUUUGAAAGGCUGAAAAUGUCUGCUGAUGAUGGCAUCAGAAAUCUGUAUCUGGAUUUUGGUGGACCCGAAGGAGAACUGACCAUGGACCUGCACUCCUGUCCGAAGCCGAUUGUAUUUGUGUUGCACACAUUCUUGUCGGCCAAAGUCACUCGCAUGGGACUGCUUGUAUGAGCAGCAAAAAAAAAAAUCAGUUAAAGAGCCUUGAAUGUCAUAAGAAGUAUUUCCACCUCAGAAAAAAAAAAAAAAAGCACAAACAGAAAGCUCUUUGCUCCCUCCCCCAGCACAGUGCCUUGACAAGGACCUGCAGAUCACUGCUGAACUUACCGUGUUUGAAGAAGAGCUUGCUCUUUACAAGCUACCUUGGCCAGAAAUUCUAGGACUCUAGUAAGCUCCAAAAUGAAUCUGUUAAUUUAUUGUCUCGUCUCCUAAUGUGAUUUCUAAGUAAUUAGGUUUAUAUCCCUUGUUAAGAAGGGUGGCUCAUUCAUUUUCAUUUUGGGCAUAAUCAAACAUCUGAGCGUUUUCUUCUCCUCCUUCCAAUAGAAUUUAUUUCAGGCUUAACCUUGACCACUUACUUAGAACAACCAUCCCUUCACAGGUGCUAGUUUGCAGCAGCCUGGGCUUCUUGGUCACUCCGUGUAGGUUAGACAUUUGAUUGGAAUUUACUGUCCUCAUUUACUCCUCCUACCCUCGGAAGUCCUUGAAAUGCAUCACCAAAGGGUUCUUCACAUGUCCUGGCUCUCCCUGUAUCCUACCCUGACCAUCAUGUCCCGCCACGCCCCUGGCUUUGCCACGCCUAAGUGCUCACUUUAGGACUUAGAACUUAGGAGAUUUGAUUUGCCUUGCUUUCCACUCCCUAUCUGGUAGUGACCAACUUGAAGAGCAAGUUGGUAACCACUGCUCUGAAAGCAAAGUUUUGCUUGUUUUAGGAUUUUCUGAUUUUUCUCUUUGGUAGGAGCCAGGGGUAAGAUUUCUUUUAAAAGAAAAUCCUCAUUAGCUGAAGCCAUUUUUUUAUUGCCGACCAAAUGUGCCUUUGGUGAGGGUUAAUGGAGCUUUAUUAGUCACUGUUUGAAUAACUGGAUAUCACUGCCAUUCCAGGGAAGUCAUCUAUCCUAAUUUUGAGGAACAGUCUUUGAGGUGGGUUUCCUUAGUGUGGUAUCUUUUCCAACUGGUAGAUCUUUUGAAGCAAGAUAAAUCCUAUAGAGCCAGCUUGUUUUAUAGAGUACACAUCAGUGAAGCAGCACACCGUCAGCACAAACACCGUGUCGCGUCGCUUUGGGCUGUGUGAGCCCAGGCAGGAUCCAGGCCCAGGCCCUCUCCCUCCAGGGCAGCAGAGCGGCGUCCAUCAGCACUGCUCACUCAGCGCUGGCUCCGUCACGCCUCCUGCAGCGGGCAGGGCACCGAGACCUUGGAACAGCUGCCUGGGCUUCGCUGAGCCUCACCCGAUGUGUCAUCAGGAGACCACAGCAGCAGCGAAAGGGCUGGUUCUGCCGUACUGGAGAAUCACAUUCAGCUUUCUUUUCCUAAUUAUGAAAGAGGUAUAUAUCUGAAACCAUUUACAACAGUAUAAUAGCUAUAUAAAAUGUCAAGGUUAGUACAGUCCCCAGAUCCAAAAGAAAAGAUAACACUGACUUGGCUGUUCUCUGUGCUCUCUGGGGAGGGGUCUAGGAAUAGUUCUCAUUUACUAGAGUUAUCAGGAAUGCCAUAGAGGAUGUGUGUACUAUGGAGGGUGUUAGAGGAUAGCAAUCCAAAGAUAAGAAGAAGAAAAAAAAAAAAACCACCCACAAAUGUACGUUUGCAAAGAGCUAUUUGGUUUGAGUGCAGACUGACCUAUAGGCAGGACAUAUAAAAGAGCAGACCAAUGAGCAGAGAUGGUUCAAGUUAGACUUUGUAAACUCAUUGUCCUCCCUCCACCCCAUAAGUCAGUUCUUCUCCCAGCUCCAGUCCCCAAAAUGUUCUACUUAAAACUGGAAAUUGAAAUCUAGGCUGGAAUAUAACUUCUAAGAGCUUUUCUUAAUGUUUUGAAAUUUCAUAAAUCUAAGUUUGGUUUCAUCUGGGAUAUGUUGCAAGUCAGAAAAAAAGAAAAUAUCUUGAAGAUCCAGCCAAGAUUUCCGGAAGCAGAAUAUCAACACAAAAUACCCUCAGAUAAGUAAGCUUAGACACUUUUUGCAGUGAGAGUAAUAUUAAUCUGAGAAGUUGAACAAUACAGUCAUAGACUUACACAGCAAAGCCAUUUGGUGAGGUUUUCUGUGUUAGUACGAAAGGCUAAUAAGCCACUGAGAAUUUUUUUCUGGGGGAACUUCUGAGCCACCCGCUCAUUUCUUUUAUGGAAAAGAUCUGUUAAAGAGUUGUGAUUUAAACGUGCACAGGAGAGGUAAGCAUUGUGUGCAUUUUGGCUCAUUUUGCUCAAGCUUUAACUGUCAUAGCACCAAGAUCCCUAGGUUUCUUAGCAUCUUUUGAGUCUUGAUGCAAAAUGAAAGUGUAUGGGGGGUUUCCUUUUACCACAAGCACCCCCAAGAACAAGAGCCCUUCAGCUGCUUGUUUAACAAAUGUCAGCAGCUUUCCAAUCAUGGGUGACCAGGUUGUUCUUCAAAUAAGUGUGUUUGUGGGACUCUCAUACCACAAAUCAGGUGCUUUUUAUGAAUGAGACAGCCUUGGUAAAUAGCUAUUUUGUAUCAAGAUGCCAAAAUGUGGCAAAUUAUCUUCAAAUGGUAACUGCAGAUGGGCAGUUUUGAUAUUUCACCUCUUUUCUAGAACAGCUGACUUUUCAUUUCUCUUUGAUUUUGAAUUAGGAAGACUGUUGAGGAUGUGGUGGGCUUCCCUGUGUCAAGUGGAAGGGAGCCGCAGAGUAGCAUCCCCUCGUUCCGAUGGACCCAUCCUGUGUCCUCGGGACCCACCUGAGGGUGUAGAUGUCUUCUCCACAUUCCACACGGAUGGCUACAAGCAGCCAGCUGGGGUGUGAGCUUUCCUCCUCCUCAUUCUCUAAAACUUCCUCCCUCCCUCUCCAAAAAAGCAAAAGGAAAGGAAGAAAAGGCUCAAUUAUACUUUUGUUGGAAAAUGUGAGUCCUUUCCUCAAGUCUUCAAACAAACCUUACCUGGAAAUUAUAUCUAAUAUUUUAUAUGAAGAAAUACUUUAAUGUAUGUUACACAGUAUUUAUUAGGUAGUCGUAACUGUAAACUCACCUACCUAGAAAAGUUUCAGAUUAAAUAUUGGGACAUGUACAGGAAUCAGAAAUAUUACUUUGAAGGUCAUUUGCCUAUUUUAAAGCCAUGUUUUAGCACCUUUUAGGCUAGGUGAAGUCUGAUAGUGCCUGUUCCUGUCAUCUACUCUCACAAAGUUAUUGAAAAUUAUUGCAUGCAGGAAAGAUCAAACUGUUUAUUUCCUAUAUUUUUAUAAGUGGAAAAAUCUCUCUGACCAACAAGUCAUUAAAGUUGUUACUGAUUAUUCUCUUUAUUUAUCAUCCUAACAGAAUGGUAACAAAGCUUUUUUCAGCUGAUUACAUGCACUUAGCUAAUAAACCAAAAUUUACUCUUUAAAAAAAAUUUAAGCUGUGUGGAAUAUGGACAAGACUACAUUUCACUGUAAAUGGUUUUGAUGGACAAAAGUGUGUCCACUUUUGAGAAAAGGUUAUAAUGGAUUGUUUUUAAUUUUGAGAGAACCUCCAGUCUUCUUGUUUAAUUUAUAUCCAUAUUUUUAAAUUCAAAGUAUCUUGUAAGCUGCUAUGCAAAAUCUAUUAAAAGCCCUACCUACUUAAAAAGUUAAACAUUUUUGAAGUUUUCAGGGAAGACCUGUAGACUUAAGCACUUUCUCUGCUUUUUUUUUUUCUUAUAUCUUAGACACGCUGAAUUAUGUUCUUAUUAUUUUCACUGGUUAUAAGCUAUUGAUUGUACAUAAUAUUUAAACCAUCCAAAUAUCCAGCAUACAUUUCCAUGUCACUGCCAUCCACUAUUGAUGCUGUGAAUGAAAUGGCUGGUUAGAAAGCCAAAGGUCUUUUUUUUUCCCCAAUAUCCAAUGAAGAAGUAAAAUGCCAGAUCUCUUUCGUCUCAAAGCAUACUGAGAUCUGCAUAUCUGUGUAAGGAAGAGAGACUGAUUUGGGAUUCUGCUUAAACUUUAAGUUGAAUUUGUUAUAGUCAUAUUCAUUUGUUUUACCGAUGUCUAUCAGAUAUAUUACAUGCCAAGUGGUACUACAUCCUGUUGGAAAUAUGUUUCAUUUAAAUUUGAAUUCUUAUCAUGGCUUUUUUUUUUUUUUCUCCAUUAGAUCAAAGUAGAGGAAUCUGCCAUUUUCUACCAUUCUAUGUCCCUAUUUUAUUUGCCUGGUGAUCUAGAAUUAUUUUGUUAUGCACACUGUCUUUAAAAACGGACAGCAGCAGUCCUCCCACCCCCGCUCACCUUUUUAAGCUAUAUGUUUCAUUGUGCUGGGCCUGGAGGCACUCCUUAACUGUGUGAUGAUGGACAAUUCUAAAAUAAUUAUGCUGUAUAUCAGGAUUAUGUGUUUUUGAGCAAUAGAGCUACUUCUAUGGUAUAAUAAUAUUAAGUGAAGUUUAUUUUACACUAGUAAUAGACUACAUAGGUGGUUGAUUUGAAACCCUUUCCCUAAAGCACACACAUACACAAGCAUACUUCUAGCAGAUCAGUAUUUUCCAGUUAAGGUAAGGUACAAUUAAUAGACACAUAGAACACAUCUGUCUCUUCAACACUAGCUAAACUGCCAACUGGAAGAAUGGUUGUUAUGUAUUAACUUUAAAAAAUAUCUUAACAAGAUUUCUUCUUUUAUAAACUUGAGCUGAAUUUCUUGUCACCUCUGUUCUUACUUUCCACUUUAGCUGACUGAACCAAAGCUUAUUCUGGUUUUAAAAGUAAAUGUAUCCUUGAUGUAAUGCAUAAAUAUGGCGUUUAUUGCUUGCUCUCCGAUGAACAUUUUAUUGUAUUCAACAAAAGUCUACCAUAUGACCUAUAAUCUUUGAAUUGCCACAAAAUAGAUUGGUUGAAACUAAAAAGAUGUAACAGAGAAAUGAUGCUUCAUUUUAUUGUAAAAUUAGGUAUUCUGAUAGAUUUCUAACUUCUGUGUCCUGGAAGUACUUUGGCUCAGUUUAAUAAUAAUCUUACCUCCAUGCCAUUGACACAAAUGCAAAAUUUUUUGAGUCCCUCUUUAUCCUAGUCCCAUAUAGACCCUUGGAUCCUAAUUAUCACCUCUUCCAAGGUGACAUAAGUCCCUAAUGAAUAGACAAAAGGUUCUUUGGGGCCCUAGAGAAAUUUUUGAAAUGUCAAAUCUAGUUAAUUAUAUAUUAAUUCAUGAAUUCUUUCAUCUAAUAAGCAUUUAUUCAUGUGCAGUUCUUCACAGGCACUCUGAAGGGUCCAAAAGAAAAUUCCUGCCCUCAAGCAACACCUCAUCCAUUAUUUCUCAGUCAUACCAUGCCAUCUAUUUAUCAGUCAGAGGUUAAGUCAUUAACCACCUCAUAUUUUUACCAAAGUAAACCUCCAGUUCUGCUCACCUGGCAGACUGGACAGUGUUUAAAAGGAUGCUCAGUCACUGGUCUAUGCCAGCAUGAAAGAACUCCAAGCACAUUUAAGAAGGUUGGUCUUUUCAUCAUGCAUCUUUUUUUUUUAAUGCAAAAUCAGACUUAAGUUUGGGAUGCAGAAUAGUGUAGAAUAUUCUUAGUAAGGCAAAUCACAACUAAAAGUAAGCUCUGUUGCCCUAAGUGGAUCAAUGAGAAAGUCUUUUUAAAGAAAUACUUGUCUAUCAACAGAAGAGAUCAGUGUAUAUUUUAUCUACCCCCCUUUGUAGAUUCUGCUGAUCCAAUCAUUUCCACACUUACAGCUUUUAAACAUCUCAUUUGCUCAAACUCCUUACAUGUGAUAGAUAGACUGUUGCUUCAUCUGAGAAAUCAAAAUAAUGAAGAUAUUUAAAACUUAGCAAAAUUUCACUUACUCUAGAACACUUGGGCAUUCAAACUCAGUAAAAAGGGCACCUUACAAAAAUAAGGGAGGUUGCAUGAGUUUUUCCGUUUUUUCCUUCAGUAUCAGUCCCUUCUAUCCAGCCUGCCUCCCAUCUGUCACUAGAGGCAGCCUUUCGGUCACAGCCUUUGUCAUGCCCAGAAAGGCGCUGAAGUGUCAGUGACUGGAAUGGCGCAGGGAGCACAUCCUCCUGGGCUCCCUCUCCACGGUUUUCAGUGUCCCGUAGUUGUGCACAGAAUUUAGGUCAUGCCUUUAAUGUCUUGGUCUUGACUUUAAACCGCCCCCUUUGACAAUCAGGUGCUAAUGAUGCUGUUGGAACCAGCCUGUAUUGUGAGUGUCUGUACUGCCUAGGCGGGAAGAAGUGCUUUCCUUCUAUCAGUCCUGUUCAGGUGGGUGUCAGUUACAUUUUGUCACCUCUUGUUUUGUGAAUUAAUAGAAUUUGGAGGAAAAGAAAUGAUUUAAGCUACAAGUUUGGGGUUUGGUACAGUCAUCAAUCUUGAUGACACUCUUCGUACUUUAAACCAAAUCUUCUCUAUCAUAAGAACCAAUUUCCAACUGUUUUUCUCUAGUUUGGACUCCAGUGUUAUGUUUUACAGUCUGGGUAACACUGUAACACUGAUGGGUUCAGCGUGAUAAGACCUGGGUACCCAAAGAAUCUGUUUCCUUUGUGGUACCAGACCCAAGGUCUUUUAGAAACUAAUGUGGCAAAACACCACCUAUAAAGGCCUGUUUUGGCUGAUCUGUGCAAACUCUGAUUAUACCCUCUUGUAUGUAUUCUGUCCCACACAACUCUCGUUUUUUUAAGUAUUAAGACCUAGAAAGCUAGCAUAACACUUCUACAAGGAGUUAAAAGUAUGUGAUAUUCUGUUUUUUUCCUUCCUUUUGGAAUCCUGUAUUUAAACAAGACUUCUUUUUAAGUAUUGUUUAAAAUUUAGGUCUCAAGUCUUCUGGCAUUACCAGAUUACCAAAUCAAAACCCAUGGUGUAAAACAGGGCAGUAUUUGUGUUCUUAAUAAUGAGAAAGCUUUAUGUGUACUCUGUAAGUAUAAUGCAUAGACAACACUUUCCCUUGAGUUGCACAUCAACAUAGAGCAUUGUACAUUACAAUGAGGUUUGUAACUUAAGGGUAUUAUAUAUAUAAAUACAUAUAUACCUUUGUAACCUUUAUACUGUAAAUAAAAGAAUUGCUUUUA